Messenger RNA from Solanum stenotomum, 444 nucleotides. RefSeq lists its product as uncharacterized. The transcript has a single exon. The coding region runs from base 1 to 444 and encodes 147 amino acids. The record is from RefSeq and is a predicted model, not a curated record. NCBI's taxonomy places the organism in Eukaryota, Viridiplantae, Streptophyta, Magnoliopsida, Solanales, Solanaceae.
AUGGCACAAGCCUUUGCCAUUUUAUCCCAAGAGGAAAAACAAAGAAAGAUGAAGCCUCACAACCACACAGUGUUGGAUUCCACCUCACUGAAUGCAUAUGUCCAAUCUAACAAUGGUACAGGACUAAAAAAUCCCAGGACUAAUUACAGUUCCACUAGGGGAGGUGGAAAUGGGCCUAAUAAUCACAACAACAACAACAACAACAACAACACUAUGUUUAGAGGCAGUUCUAGCACUAAUAGGUCCUCACUAUUCAGUGACUACUAUAAAAGAUCAGGACACACAAAGGACAGGUGCUACAAACUUCAUGGUUACCCAUCCAACUCAAGGUUUCCAAAGGGAAAAAGUUUAGGUUCUGUGGGAAAUGUAUGUGCUUCUGAGAUGAGUAAGGACCAGAGCGAGGAAGAUCCUGAAUUGAAGAGGCAAAUGCCAUUGAAUGUCUAA